CUGGUGGGUUGCUCUGAUAUAAAAGCAGGCUGGCUUUAUCAGGGCAUGGGCACAAGUGACCAAACACUGCAAACAAAAUGCUGCUUCUAGCUUCAGCUUUUUUUCUAACACUACUGCAGUGCUUUAACGCCCAAAAUGAAAUAAGCUUUACACCUGCAGACUGUAGCACCAUUGAAACAGAUGCAGGAGUGGCCCUGGAUUUGGUCAACAGGCAUCGCAGAGAUGGUUAUGUUUUUGGUUUAUUCCGUGUUGCUGAUGCACAUGAACUACAUUUAGGAAAUUCAACGGUCCUCUACUUAACUUUGGAUGUGCUGGAAACUGAAUGCUCUGUCUUAUCCAGAAGACACUGGGAGUCCUGUGAAUAUAGUAACACCUAUCCAAUGGACUUUGGGCAAUGUAAGAUUAUCACAUAUACAAACCAUCUGCUGAAGAAACCUCAACUAUAUGGAUUUAAUUGUACAUUAAGUCCAGUUCCACCUGACUUAGUUGAGUGCAAAGAUUGUCCUGUGAAACUUGAAUCAUUAGAAGUCACUGAGCAACAUAAAGAUAUUGCUGCAAAGGCCCUGAAGAAAUUCAACAGUGAAGGUAACCAUACAAACAACUUCGCUGUGGAUAAAGUUGAAAGAAUUUUAAAGAUGACUGCCUCCCGUGAAGGUCACAUUUUAGGAUUUUCUAUAAAAGAGACCAACUGUUCAAAAUCUAUGCAGGAAACAGAUCAGGCAUUGGAAUGUGAUUUUCUUCAUGACUGGCAUGCUCACACUGGAUUCUGCAAGGCAAGAAUUAUCAGUGAUACAGAUGAAGCUGAUGGAAUAGAUAUAAGCUGUGAAAUCUACCAUCCCUGGCACCAUGGCUGUGGGCGAAGAUGGAAACAUUCAGCUCUGGGACAUCCACACAGACAUCCCCACUGUCAUCAUCAUUUUGGUCACAGACAUCACCAUAAGCAUCACCACAGACAUGAAUGCCACCCCUCUUCUCAGUCCAGACCUGAAGACCCUGAGCAUAACCCCAAAUCCAGCAAGGAAGUUCAAGACAAAGGACCUUCUUCUCCCCCUCCUCCCGAUAAUGAACCAGAUCAUCACCAUCCUACUGCACCUCCUCAUGAACCAGAUCAUGACCACCCUCCUCACCACCAUGGACCACCCUGCCCUCCUCCUCAUGGACCAGAUCACGACCAUCCUCCUCACCAUCAUAGAUGGCCCUGUCCCCCUCCUCCUGGAUACCCUCCUCAUCACUGUCAUCACUAUUACAGACAUCAUCACAACAAGACAAGCAUAUCAGGAAAGUAUUUUCCAUGCCAUGUAACAGGAGCUGUCUAUCGCAUCCCAGUUCCAAAUCAGCAACAUUCUCUCACACCUCCCACUGCAAACUUUCCUGAACUAUCCCAAUGCAACCUUCACUUUUCCAGCACUGGCUCAAAACUAAAGGAGAUGGCAGAAGCUCCAGGCUUUCCAGAUCUCCCUACAAAAUCAAAAUCAUGCCCCGGAAAACCCAAACUUGACCUUCCAAAAAUUUUGCCUUUAUUUCCUUAUAGCCUUGUAACAGAAAAUUCUCCUAUAUGACCUCAGAGAAAGAUGUUCUUGGCUCAAUAAUUUCAUGGGCAACCACAGUUCCUACAGUCAAUGAAAACAGCACAUGGAGAGGUGGAAAAAGCAUUCUGUUUCUAGGAAGGAGAAUCACUGAAAAUAAUCAUUACAUAUUUCAACCUGCUUCUUCAUCAUGGCUAUCUCAAGCUCCACUGUAACUGAAAGGCUCAAAAUUCUGAGUCCCUUAGGUAAUGUGAAUGGGUAAAAAUCUCCCCAGAAAAUGAUGGUACUUCAGUUCUAACAAAAAGGAAAAUUCUCUAAUAGUGCAAAUUACCAUCUAAAAUCUUUCUUUUUUCAUCAUUCAUAACUAUAAUGCACUUCUACAAGGAAUCUGACCUAGAGGAAAUUGGACUGUUUUCCAUAAAACUUAUAUUCAUGCUUUAUACAGAUUAAUAGAAAAUAAAAAUACAAGCAUUUUUUUCUUGACA
Lonchura striata (white-rumped munia) is the source of this 2011-nucleotide messenger RNA. NCBI's taxonomy places the organism in Eukaryota, Metazoa, Chordata, Aves, Passeriformes, Estrildidae. The record is from RefSeq and is a predicted model, not a curated record.